Python bivittatus (Burmese python) is the source of this 2528-nucleotide messenger RNA. RefSeq names its product spondin 2 (gene SPON2). Gene Ontology annotation, biological process: cell adhesion. The record is from RefSeq and is a predicted model, not a curated record. NCBI's taxonomy places the organism in Eukaryota, Metazoa, Chordata, Lepidosauria, Squamata, Pythonidae. Gene Ontology annotation, cellular component: extracellular matrix.
UGCUUCUCAUACAGAUCUCUUCCACAAGAGAAGGUUUGCACAAGAAGCAGAUCUUCUUUAGCUCAGGGGCGCGAAGGCGAGCGCAGAGCAAUGGACAUCAUCAGAAGCCUUGAAGGGAGGGCAAACUCAUAGAUUUUCCAGCUGGGAGUCAAAGCAAGUGCUCCUAACAAUCUGAGAGCCACAGGAACACCCGGGCAAGGAAAUGGGAAACUCGCUGCUUAUGCCUGGUUCUGACAAGACCAUCACAGCACUACUUGUAACACUCCUGAGUUGUGCUGUUUGCGUCCCCCUUGAUGGAGAUACCCUUUGUGGUGCAGGAGACCCAGCGACGUACAGCAUUGUGUUCACGGGGAAAUGGAGCCAAGUAGCUUUUCCAAAGCAGUAUCCACUGUAUAGACCUCCAGCACAGUGGUCCUCACUCCUAGGCGUGGCCCACAAUUCGGACUACAGCAUGUGGAAAGCCAACGAGUAUGCCAGCAACGGCAUGCGUGACUUUGUUGAAAGAGGGGAACCCUGGGCACUCAUGAAGGAAAUAGAAGCAGCUGGAGAGAAAAUGCAAAGCAUUUACGGAAUCUUCUCUGCUUCUGCUGUGGCCACCGGGACGGGACAGACUUCAACUGUCUUUGAAGUCGAUGCAAGACACCCCUUAGUAUCCAUUGCAGUACGAAUCGUGCCCAGUCCUGACUGGUUUGUGGGGAUUGAGAAUUUUAAUUUGUGUGAAAAGGAUCACUGGAAACACCAAGUAUCUAUGGACCUAUUCCCAUAUGAUGCUGGAACUGAUAGCGGCUUUACGUUUUCCUCACCCAACUUCGCAACAAUCCCCCGGGAUACAAUCACAGAAAUAACUUGUUCUUCUCCAAGUCACCCAGCAAACUCAUUUUAUUAUCCCAAGCUUAAAACUCUGCCUCCUAUUGCCCGAGUGACCAUGGUAAAACUUAAAAGAAAGAAGUUGGGGUUCCAAGUCUCUCAACCAAACGUCACAACCAUAGAAAAUGAAAUAGAGGAUUCAGUCUCUGAAACGCCCUUGGAUUGUGAGACGUCCCUCUGGUCUUCCUGGGGCCUUUGUCGUGGCACAUGUGGAAAUUUAGGAGUGAAAAAACGAACUCGGUAUAUACUUCUUCAGCCUGCCAACAAUGGAACUCCCUGCCCAGAUCUGAGUGAAGAAACACAGUGUGAACCAGAUAAUUGUGUCUGAGAUAAUUUCUUUGGACAAUUGUUUACCUCAUAUUAUUUGGGAGAUAUGUAGGGUAUCUAUGUGUUAAUGUUUUUUAUAGCUCAAGGUAGUUGUAAUAUGUUGUUGACUUUUAUAGAUACAUACUUAGAUACGUUUGUUUUCUACACAUUUAUUGUGAACUCCUACAGUGCCACCCAGCGGUCACAAAUGUCAUAAACUUGGAGUUACUAACAUCUGUAUGGAGAAAGGAGGCAUUGAAGAGAGUUUUCAUCUCUUCUGCUUCUAGAAUGUAUUUAAUGUAGGAAAAUGCUUUUGAGGAAGAAUGAACUAGUUUCUACUGACUUGCACUAUGCCAGAGAAUAAAAUGCAUAUGUUUUUAAGGGGAUCAACUUGAACGAAAAAAAAUACCAAGUCUCUCUCAAGAGGGAAGAAGUCCUAAUAUAAAAUUAUAUGGCUAGUAAUCAAAUCAAUCCUUAUUGCAGUCAUCCUAUGACUAGUAAUAAGCAAGGUAGAACAAAGUAUCCUUAAUCUGUUCAUGUGCAAUAAUUCAGUUGUGUAGGACUUCCAGGCUGGAACACAAGAAUCCCAACGGUUGUCAGUUUGUGUAGCCCAAAUAUGGUAACCCUAAGCUUGCAGGCUCCUCUUCCCAUUAUCCCAUUCCCUCCUUUCUUCACAAAGCAUCACAUUGAGAACCAUGCUACUUCAGGUACAUAUCAAUCCACGGUUUUUGCAAACAAACAACAAAACUUGGUAGGGAAUUGACAAGAGGAGUACCUGCCAACAUAUCAAUUUCCUGAUAUGCAAAGGAAUGACUUUUCUGCUCUGGAUCACCUCUCCAUCAGCCACCUCAAAUUCUAGUGUUGCAAGAGAGACAACAGCUUUAUUCCUACACCUGUCCCUAAUUACUGGUUUCUGAUAAUGAGAAGGACCAAAUGUUAUAUGCUUUCAUCACCAGCAGAGGGGUCUGCAGAUAUGUUCAAAAGAGUCAAGAUGGCAAGAUGGCUCAAUCAAAGCCCCAUCUGUUUUUUAUGGGCAUCACCUGGUCACCAGGUUUGAGGGAGAAAGCAUAGGUGGGACACAUGUUUGCAGGCAGAAGAUCCCAAUUUAACUCUUGGCAUCUGCAGUUGAAAGUCUCAGGAAGAAGGUAAUGCAGAUAAUUCCCUGAAGCUUGGGAGGGACACUGGAGAGAGUGGCGCCUGGCAGAUGCCAUGGAAAGCUAGCCCUAUGCCAUAAUCACAAAAUGGCUUCCAGUUCAGCAGGCAAAGCUUGUCUUCGCUUUGGGGGUAGAAUGGAAUAAAAAUAGCAAAGAAGGUCAGCUUUUAGGAGACACUGAGAAGGCUUAAAAAAAAAAAAA